UCAUAUUUUUUUUAUUUUUUUUUGAUUACCAGUCGAAUGACAAUAGGCAAGAUGAUAGAGCUUCUUGGUGGCAAAGCCGGGGUUUCAAGUGGUAGAUUUCAUUAUGGAAGUGCCUUUGGUGAACCUAGUGGCCAUGCAGACAGAGUUGAAACCAUAAGUGAAACACUUGUGAACCAUGGCUUUAGCUACAAUGGCAAAGACUUCUUCUAUUCAGGCAUCAAAGGGUGUCCACUGCAAACCUAUAUAUUCAUGGGGCCAAUCUACUACCAGAAAUUAAAACACAUGGUUCUCGAUAAGAUGCAUGCCCGUGCUAGGGGACCCCGUGUCAUGCUAACCAGACAACCUACUGAAGGAAGAAGCCGUGAUGGAGGACUACGACUUGGAGAAAUGGAACGUGAUUGCUUGAUUGCUUAUGGUGCUAGUAUGUUGAUUUUUGAACGCUUAAUGAUCUCUAGUGAUCCAUUUGAAGUUCAGGUUUGCAGGGUUUGUGGAUUGCUGGGUUAUUACAACCAUAAGCUGAGAACUGGCAUCUGUUCCACUUGCAAAAAUGGAGAUAAUAUCUCUACCAUGAAACUGCCUUACGCUUGCAAACUCUUAUUCCAGGUUAGUUUUGACAGUUCUUGA
Molecule: messenger RNA, 624 nt
Organism: Telopea speciosissima
Lineage: Eukaryota; Viridiplantae; Streptophyta; Magnoliopsida; Proteales; Proteaceae
Product: DNA-directed RNA polymerase III subunit 2-like
Exons: 6
Coding region: 37-624 (195 amino acids)
Biological process (GO): DNA-templated transcription
Cellular component (GO): RNA polymerase III complex
Molecular function (GO): ribonucleoside binding; DNA-directed RNA polymerase activity; DNA binding
Source: RefSeq, a predicted model, not a curated record